AUGUCUUUUGUGUUCGUGCCUCGCAUUCUUUUGAAGACCAAUAUGAUUACCCGUUUAAAAACCAAGGGUUUGUUAGAAGUAGCGGAUGUAGCUGAGCUGUGGAGGAAUCGAUUGAAUGUUGAAGAGGACGCACUGUCCGCUGAUGUAUAUGUCGGGGCGUUUCACGAUAUGGGAACUGCUUUUUGCAAGAGACUAGUCAACAACUGGUACGGCACUUCCAAGAAAACAAUUCUCGGCCUGGUUGUAAUUGAUGAGUUUCAAAACUUCGAAACAGAGUUUAGCAUCCGCCCAGGAUCUUACGAAUCGAUUGGCAGGAUCAAACUUCAACUGGCAUGGAAGGUUCUGGUGCUCUCCAGCACUUUAGGGUGCCAGGGGUUUGCGACCGCUCUAGAGAGAUUAGGAUUCGAGAUGCCGUUAACUACGGAACCUUCACUGGGUGAACAAUGCUAUGUCCACGACCUGGUACACAAACUGCCGCUGGCCAAUUCUAUCAAGUGGUUUGGGGGUGUGUUUUGCCUGAGGCGUGCCUGGAGAGGGCUCAAGUACUGGUGA
Huiozyma naganishii CBS 8797 is the source of this 552-nucleotide messenger RNA. RefSeq lists its product as uncharacterized. The coding region runs from base 1 to 552 and encodes 183 amino acids. The record is from RefSeq and is a predicted model, not a curated record. The transcript has a single exon. Lineage: Eukaryota; Fungi; Ascomycota; Saccharomycetes; Saccharomycetales; Saccharomycetaceae.